ACCAGAUACUUGUGCUCUUUUGAAAAACAAAAAUUUUCAUCAUGUUUCUUGGUACCACCAUGUCGCGCUCGCUCCCACCCUCUUCUCCUUUGGAUUUCCCAGCAACCUCGGUUGGAUUUCCUGCGAAGGACAAAGUUGGGAACGGAACUAACAUGAUGCAGAUGUUAGAGGUGAAUAAAGAAAGAAUAAAGAAGUUGCUUGAAAAUGUUGAGCUAUCUGUAUCAAGUUAUGACACUGCUUGGGUGGCAAUGAUACCAUCACCUACUUCUCCACAAGAUCCUUUGUUCCCUCAAUCUUUGAAUUGGUUAUUAGAAAAUCAACACAUAGACGGAUCAUGGGGUCUUCCUGGUUGUAAUAAUGAGUUAUUGUCUAAAGAUUCACUUCUAUCAACCUUGGCUUGUGUUCUUACACUAAAACAAUGGAGCGUUGGUGAACAACAAAUCAAUAGAGGACUUGGAUAUAUUGAAUCAAACAUUGCUGCAGCUCAUGAUGAUAAACAACUUUCUCCAAUUGGAUUUGAUAUUAUCUUUUCUCAUUUAAUUGAGCAAGCCCAAAAUAUGAAUCUAAAUCUUCCUUUUGGAGGGAAAUGCUCAGGGUCAUUUGUCCAAAAGAGAGAAUUGGAGCUCCAAAGUGGGUGGGGAAGCAACUCGGAAGGAUGGAAAGCAUAUGUCGCGUACAUUUCAGAAGGAUUUGGAAAGUCACAUAAUUGGGAAAUGAUAAUGAAAUUUCAGAGAAAUAAUGGCUCUCUUUUUAACUCUCCAGCUGCCACCGUAGCAGCAUACACUCAUAUUAACAAUGCACACUGUCUUGAUUAUCUGGUUUCACUGUUGGAUAAAUUUGAACAUGCUGUUCCAACUAUACAUCCUUUUGAUGUGUAUGCUCGACUCCAUAUGGUAGAUAGUCUUGUGAAACUAGGGAUCAAUUGCCAUUUCAAGGAGGAAAUUAUAAAUGUAUUGGAUGAUACAUGGAGGAUGUGGCAACGGGAAGAAGAUGAUAUAGUUUUAGAACCUACCACAUGUGCCAUGGCAUUUCGUUUACUACGUUUGCAUGGAUAUGAUGUUUCUUCAGAUGCACUUGAUCGUUUUUCAAAGGACAAAUUCUUCAAUACCCUUCAGGGUUAUUUGAAGGAUGUUGAGGCUGUUUUGGAAUUACAUAAAGCCUCACAUAUAGUUUCAAAUUCAAAUGAUUCAGUUUUGGAUGAACUAAACACCUGGACAGGACACUUUCUUCAUGAAUAUUUGUCUUCUUCCUCGAGAAAUACUCAUAAAAUUUAUAACAAUAUUGACCACGAGGUAUCUUUUGCUUUGUGUUUUCCUCAUCAUGCUUAUUUGGAUUUUGUAUUCAAUCGAAGAUCUAUAGACCAUUAUAGAGUGGAUCAAAAGAGAAUUUUGAAAUCUUCAUAUAGUUCUUUCAACCUCGCAAAUAGUGAAUUCCUGAAAUUAGGAGUGGAAAACUUUAACCACUGUCGGUUGUUAUUUCAUGAAGAACUUGAUCUAUUUAAUCGGUGGGUUAUGCAUAGUGGACUAGAGAAACUACAUUUUCCAAUUUCAAAAACAAAAGCUGCCUAUACCUUCUUGUCUGUUUCAACGACACUCACCUCUCCUGAACUUCGUGAAGCACGUCUUACAUGGGCAAAACAAGGCUUGCUCGGCUGUAUGGUUGAUGAUUUCUUUGAUGUUUGGAGUACCGAACAUGAACAGAUAAAUCUCGUACAGUUAAUGGAGAAGUGGGACAUAGAUGUCAACAAAGAAAGUUGUUCUGAGACGGUGAAGAUACUAUUUGAAGCAUUAAAGAGAACAAUAUGUGAGACUGCAACCCAAGUAUAUAAAGUUCAAGGGCGUUGUGUGUUGAACCACUUGAUUCAAACUUGGGUGGAUUUGCUGCGGUCUAUGUUAAAGGAAGCAGAAUGGUCCAGAGGUAAGUGUGUUCCAAGCAUAGAAGAAUAUGAGCGUAACGGAAUCAUAACAUUAGCAUUGGGACCAAUUAUCGUCCCUGUAGUAUAUCUUGUUGGACCCAAGCUUCCACAGGCUAUCAUUGAAAGUGAUGAAUACAAUCGCCUCUUUGAGGUUGUCAGUCUCCAUGGGCGAUACCUCAAUGAUAUCAACGGUUACCAGAGAGAGAAAGAACAAGGGAAAUUUAUCAACUCAAUAAGCUUGCGCUUGAACCAUGGGUGUGGGGCAGGAAGUGAAGAACAGAUUAUAAAAGAGAUAAAGAGAAAGAUUGAUGAGACAAGAAAAGAGCUGUUGAGAUUAGUGCUGCAGAAAAAAGGAAGCAUGAUUUCAGCUGAUGUCAAAGAUGUUUAUUGGAAAAUGUGUAGAACACUUCACCUAGCUUAUAAGAAGGAUGAUGUGAUUCAUGCCAAGGAGAUGCCUAAUGAGGUGUUGAACAUCUCGAACGUAGUUCUAAAUCAUCCUAUCAUUUUGGAUUCAUAGAUCACAUAGCAUUCCAAACUCUCUCAUUUCAUUGGAAACUUCAAAUUACAAGAAGCUUGAACUAAGGAUUAAACAUGACUAAGUCCUUUAGGGCCACAGAAAGAUGAAUAAAGGGUCUAUGGGUUAGUCCAAUUUAUUAUUGUAGAAGACUAAGCAUCAUUAAUCUUGAUAUUCUUGUACAUAUAGGUUGUAUUCCAUUGGCCUAUAUAAGAAUGUGCUAAACAUUAGUGUAUGUUGACUUUUCCAAUUGAUGAAAAAAGUUUAUAGAAAUAUUAAUCUGGAUAUUUAUCAUU
Messenger RNA from Prosopis cineraria, 2725 nucleotides. Its product is annotated as ent-kaur-16-ene synthase, chloroplastic-like. The record is from RefSeq and is a predicted model, not a curated record. NCBI's taxonomy places the organism in Eukaryota, Viridiplantae, Streptophyta, Magnoliopsida, Fabales, Fabaceae. The coding region runs from base 42 to 2432 and encodes 796 amino acids. The transcript is spliced from 14 exons. Gene Ontology annotation, biological process: gibberellin biosynthetic process. Gene Ontology annotation, cellular component: chloroplast. Gene Ontology annotation, molecular function: magnesium ion binding; terpene synthase activity.